Phalaenopsis equestris is the source of this 1357-nucleotide messenger RNA. Its product is annotated as structure-specific endonuclease subunit SLX1. The coding region runs from base 154 to 1200 and encodes 348 amino acids. Gene Ontology annotation, cellular component: Slx1-Slx4 complex. The transcript has 4 exons. The record is from RefSeq and is a predicted model, not a curated record. Gene Ontology annotation, biological process: double-strand break repair via homologous recombination. Lineage: Eukaryota; Viridiplantae; Streptophyta; Magnoliopsida; Asparagales; Orchidaceae. Gene Ontology annotation, molecular function: 5'-flap endonuclease activity; crossover junction DNA endonuclease activity.
CCUCGUAUCCUGAUCGAUUUGCCCUAAGGGGCGUCGACAUUCAAAAUCUCUCUUUUAACGUUCGAUUUUUUCUGAAGAUCUCUCGAGCUCGAGGGAGAACGAGGAAGGAAGGGAAUCAGGUAGAGAGACAGAAAAGCGAGCGACACUGGCUGAAUGGGUAGAAAGCGGGGCAGAUGCGAAGCCAGAGAAGUAAUUGAAACCAGAGAGACGGAAAAACGACAAGUCGAUCGUGAUUCCGGCGAAGAAGCGGAGGAGACGGAAUUGGUGAAGGGUUUCUUCGCAUGUUACCUUCUCUGCUCUUUAAGCCCUCGCCACAAGGGCCGCACUUAUAUUGGGUUUACUGUGAAUCCUCAGCGGAGGAUUAAACAACAUAAUGGGGAGAAGAGGUGUGGUGCCUGGAGGACAAAACGUGGACGGCCAUGGGAGAUGGUUCUAUGCAUUUAUGGAUUUCAAUCUAAUAUUUCUGCUCUUCAGUUUGAAUGGGCAUGGCAGCACCCAACAGAAUCCCUAGCCGUUAGAAAGGCAGCUUCAAGUUUUAAAUCUCUGGCAGGCUUGGCUAAUAAAAUUAAACUUGCCUAUACGAUGCUCACCCUCCCCUCCUGGGAAAACUUAAGCCUCACAGUAAACUUUCUGUCAACAAAAUACACAAAACAUAUAGCUGGUUGUCCAAAGUUGCCAAAUCAAAUGAGAUUCAACAUUUGUUCCAUGGAUGAUCUUCCUUGCUAUGUUGAAGGACAUAAUUUACAGUGCAGCAAUGAUGAUUAUGAUGAAGAUGAUGGAGAAAAUUUAUCAACCUAUGAUUGCGAACAACAACCUUUGCAAAUAGAGGAACUCCAAAACCUUCCCGAGCCUUCAAAGUCUGCUGAAGAAUACUAUGGAAACUUAUCCUUUAGUUCCAGGAUACUGCUACAGGAGUUAAGUGAGUUUAGUGAUCUUUCUCAGUCCCCUAAAAGAGUUACUGAAAGCAGAAGAAGGGCUUCAAGCAGCUUAAGCCCCAAUUCCUGUGGUGAAAAUGGUGAAAUGGAACAAGUGAGGCUGAAAUCCACUCCAAGAAGUUCUGAUAAUUUUCUUUCUCCCGAAGUCAACAUGAUAGACUUAUGCACACCAUCCAGUGGCAUUAUUCGAUCGAAGACGAAGCGAGCUUUGUUUGACUCGAUGAUAAUUGAUCUAACGGAUUCGCCGAUGGUUAUCCAGCUUUAAAGCUCAAUAACUGAACAUGUUCCAGCACAUUACUGCUUGUAUUGUGUUGCAUACAUCCAGGUAUUCUUUACUGUUGAAUUUAAUUGCUACAUUGUUUAUGGAUAAAUCCGUCUUAUGUACUUGAGAAGUUAAAGAAAUUAACAUUCAAAAAUAAGGG